Molecule: messenger RNA, 1611 nt
Organism: Lolium perenne
Lineage: Eukaryota; Viridiplantae; Streptophyta; Magnoliopsida; Poales; Poaceae
Source: RefSeq, a predicted model, not a curated record
AGUAAAGCUACAACGAUGGCGUCACAAUUAUCCUCCACGGCACCACGGCACCACCCAAAGCCUACCGACGCCGACGCCGCCGCCGCCGCCGCCGCCGCCUCCGCCUCCGCCUCCGCCUCCUACUCCGCCUCCGCUUGUGCCGGAAAGGGAAAAGCCUCUGCUUGUGCUGGAAAGGGGAAAACCUCUGCUGGUGCCGGAAAGGGAAAAGCCUCUGCUACUGCUGGUGCCGGAAAGGGAAAAACCUCUGCUCAUGCCGGAAAGGGGAAAGCCUCUGCUGAUUCUAGAAAGCAGGUAGUUCAGGGCUAUUCAAAGAAUAGAUUGGUCCAAGCCACAGUAUGGUUUCCUUUCUUGAAAGAAGGGCAAGGGGAAAUCGACGGACUUCACUGGGAUGAUGAUAAGCUAGAGAAGGAGAUCGAUGGUUGUCUCCGGCAGUUGAAGGACAACCCCUUUGUCUACUACGGAGGUGCUAUUGAUGAUGAGUCUUUUCUUUUCCUUGACGAGCAGCAGCUAACAAUGCUGAAUCGACGUCUCGCGCUGUGUCGCAUCAGAGCUUAUGAGGACAAAUACCAGGAUAUGGACGAUGAAACACUGUCAGGGCUAUUCCCUAAUGACGAUCUCGAUGCCAAUGAGUACUAUUUGGAUUAUGAGCGCAGUUUUGAAUGGUACUUCGAUGAUGUAUACUGCCAAUAUGCUGACUUUCAGGACUACCAGCGACUCGUGCUUCGGAAUACUGGUGAGUAUGAAAAGUGGGAAUAUUACCGCAGGACUUGUAGUACGCUUGAGAGUGAUCAGGAAUAUGUCAAGUUCUGGGAAACAUUGUUAAGUACAACUCAGUUGAUUGGAUGGUACAUAACAAGGACGACCUGUGAGUCAAGAAUUGAGAGGCUGUUCUAUUAUCAUACACUGAAGAUUGCAGCAGUACAUCCCAAUGUUUACAAGACUUUAAUUAGAUCAGGCUGCAUUGAAUUUAGGCGCAGCUUGCAGGUUAAUUAUAUUUGGUCUGUGCCCUAUGCUGAUUUUCUAUUUGAGAUGUGGAAGCUGCUUACUGGGGAAAAGCUGAGCUUCAAGGAUGCGUUGAAGCGUCUCUACACCAAUGGCAAGCACUCUUCCAUUUUUGCAAUCCAGGCUGAGUUUGAGCCAAAUUUACAUCCGUUGAAAGAGCUGUAUAAACCCUUCUUGGAUCACAUUGGUGAAAAGGCGGCUGAAGAAGCCCAUCAGUUGAUCAUGGACUAUGUUACAAGACAUGAAAGGCAACCCAAGACAUAUUAUGAUUAUGCGAAAAAGAAGUUGUGUAUUGCUGAAAAGAUUGGUUUGAUCCCCUCAUCGUCCACAAAAGGGAUCGGAAGCAGAGGAAUAUAGGAGUACCAUAUAUAUGUACCUCAAGAAUCAAGAUUCAUUGUUUAGUUAUGUAGCAUCCUAAUAUAUACACUUAAUGUUGCAUGCCCUAUCAAGUUGUAUAGCAGUGAAUCGCUGCAGCUAGUGUUGGGCAUUGACCUUCUAGUGCCUGUCAUCAACUUAAUGGUCACAGUAUUAGUUCUGGCUUGCAAUCUCAAAGUGUAGACCGAGUAGAUCUAAAAUUUGUACUCAGUAUACUGUGCUAGUUGGUUUGCU